Molecule: messenger RNA, 168 nt
Organism: Trichomonas vaginalis G3
Lineage: Eukaryota; Parabasalia; Trichomonadida; Trichomonadidae
Product: protein ubiquitination
Exons: 1
Coding region: 1-168 (55 amino acids)
Source: RefSeq, a predicted model, not a curated record
AUGUCCGACCAAGACGUUCAUCCAAGCAAAUACAACAAAUUACGAAGUAUCUGUAAAUAUUGCAUCGAUUCAUAUAUUGCAUUGUAUCAGCUAAAAACGGAAAAUGAAGAAGAAUUAAAGUCAAUUUACAAAAUGAUCAAAACAGAAUUGAUUGAUUCAAAUAAAUAG